Molecule: messenger RNA, 882 nt
Organism: Pleuronectes platessa (European plaice)
Lineage: Eukaryota; Metazoa; Chordata; Actinopteri; Pleuronectiformes; Pleuronectidae
Product: zinc finger BED domain-containing protein 4
Exons: 2
Coding region: 20-877 (285 amino acids)
Molecular function (GO): protein dimerization activity
Source: RefSeq, a predicted model, not a curated record
CGCAGAGCAAGAGAACCGCAUGCAGGUGCAGCAGCCACUGAUCCAAGACGUCCCAACACGCUGGAACUCAACGCUGGACAUGGUUAAGCGUCUGAUCGGCAAUAAGGAUGCAGUGACAGCAGCCCUGGACCAGCACAACCACAAACUAGUGAUGCUUACACAACAAGAAUGGGACAAACUGCAGAGACUGGAGUCUCUUCUAGAUCCCUGCAAGUAUGUAACGGAAAUUCUGGGUGGGGAGGCCUAUGUCUCCUGCUCUGUGGUACUGCCUGCACUCUGCCACCUGCGUCAUGUAAUGGAAGUCACCGAAGAUGACCCUGCAUAUGUGGUGAAAUUUAAGACGGCAUUCAAGACAGACCUAGCCUCCCGUCAAAAAAAUACCAACAAUGAAUGGCUCAAGAUUGCAACAGCGCUGGAUCCACGUUUUAAAGACCUGAAGAGCCUACCCAAGAGUGAGAGACCAGAGGUGUGGACCACACUUGAAAGAUUGCUGCAGGAACAGUCACCCAGGGCCAGGAGGGCUCCACAAGCUGCUGAAGAUGGGCCACCCAAGAAGAAAAUGAGCCUUCUGGUAAUGGGCUCAGAUUCUGAAUCAGAGGAAGAGGUGAAGCAGCCUCACAGAGCUCUACACAGGUACAGAGCAGAGCCCAGCAUUGGUAUGGAGGACUGCCCCUUGGAGUGGUGGUCAUCUCAUUCAGGAGCCCAUGAGCAGCUGGCCUCACUAGCUCGCAAAUAUCUAGCCUCUCCCGCAUCCACGGUUCCAUGUGAAAGACUGUUCUCAGUCGCAGGACACAUUGUGCAAAAGAAGCGGUCAGCUUUACUGUCAGAGAACGUGAACAAAUUAGUAUGCCUCACCAACUGGCUAAAGGAAGACUAGCUAAG